Eurytemora carolleeae is the source of this 1276-nucleotide messenger RNA. RefSeq lists its product as uncharacterized. The coding region runs from base 107 to 1276 and encodes 389 amino acids. The transcript is spliced from 6 exons. The record is from RefSeq and is a predicted model, not a curated record. Lineage: Eukaryota; Metazoa; Arthropoda; Copepoda; Calanoida; Temoridae.
UGACUUCUCUUUCAUUCUCUACAGCUUGACCGGUCACUUGUACUGUCUGUGCUCCUGGCUACUUUGUACUCUGUAUACUGAAAACCGGUUUUGGUGGGUCAACAUAAUGCAGCGCACACUCCGCUUGGAACAGUGGAGGAAACAAGAUCUCUCUCCAAAUUAUAAAAUGGAUCGCCAGGAAAAGACUGGGACGGACAUUGUGACGUCGAACGAGAUUGAGACUGAAAUGGGACGAGACUUGGACUCGGGUGCGCCUGGGGUAAGGACGAGAUCUGCUCUUGCAGAGAAGGACGACAAGGAGAAAGUGUGGGUGGACGCGUUAGACUCAGACAACCGAAAACGCGAGCAAGCUCUUGAACAUGAGCAGAACUGGCGCAAUCUCGAAACCCUUGGGACUAGACUAAGCCGAACGUCUUCAGGGGGCGAUUCCACCACGGAACUGAAUAUUCUCCGCCGUUUGAGUGCAUCAGAGAACAACUGGCGUUUAAAGGAUAUCCCACAAGAGUCGGCCAACUGGAGAGCAAGUUUGCCACAUGAGCGACCGCAAGCUAGUGAGUGGCAGACGACUGAGGGAACUGAGAGCUGGAGAUCUAAUAAUGGAGGCAGGCAUUUAAACAACACCACUUCCUGGAGGACUAUAAAUGACAUUUCGAAGACUGGAACAGGAUCCUCGUUAACAGAUGAGAACUGGCGACAAAAUCAGGAAGUGUUGAGACAGAAUCAGGAUAACUGGAAAUUUAAUCAAGAAAGUGUCCGUCACUUACAGGACGGAUUGCGUUUAAAUCAGGACAACUGGCGUCGCAACCAUGACGGAAUGCGUCCGAACGGACCGGAGCUUUGGCGUCAAGAAAACUGGAAACAGAAUGGGACCGAGAGGGCGAAUAAUGUCAAUAUGAUGUUUGGCGGAAUUAAUGUCGACGGCGGAACGGGAAACUCUUGGAACUCUGGAGGAGGCGGAGCAGCCUGGCACAAUCCGCACACUGUGGACGGAGGAGCUUGGAAAAGGAACCUGGAAGAGAACUCAAGAUUAUCAAACGAUCUUUUCAGGUUGAAGAAUCCCUAUCUGCGAGAUGAUUGUGGAUCCAGGGAUGGUGCUUCAGCUUUGUCGCGUGAAUCAUCACGGGACGACAUCAACUCCAUCAGCGACCAACAGUUCGACUUCGAGGAGAGGUUUAAGGUGGACAGGAGGAAGCUUGAGCUUAUGAUGAUGGGUAGCGGAGGUAAAGAUAAAAUCUGUUUUUUAUUUUAUUACAUUGAAUUUUUAUUUUUAUUUUGA